Vidua chalybeata is the source of this 1129-nucleotide messenger RNA. RefSeq names its product tachykinin precursor 1 (gene TAC1). The transcript is spliced from 7 exons. The record is from RefSeq and is a predicted model, not a curated record. NCBI's taxonomy places the organism in Eukaryota, Metazoa, Chordata, Aves, Passeriformes, Viduidae. Bases 107 to 469 code for a protein of 120 amino acids. Gene Ontology annotation, biological process: tachykinin receptor signaling pathway.
CCUCCCCGUCUCCAGGCAUAUAAAGUGGGGAGCGCUCCCGCGGCCGGCCAAUGCGCCCGGAGAGCAGCGCUCGCCCUCCCCGCUGCAGACGGACGUCGAGGCGGCGAUGAGGCUCCCGCUGGCUUUCGCCGUGCUCCUCCUGGCCUCGUCACAGGCCUUGGGCGAGGAGAUGGGAGCCACCGACGACCUCAGCUACUGGUCCGACUGGUCCGACAGUGACCAGGCGAAGGAGGAGCUGCCGCUGCCCCUGGAGCACUUCCUGCAGAGGAUGGCCCGGAGACCCCGGCCCCAGCAGUUCUUCGGCCUCAUGGGCAAGCGGGAUGCCGGAUAUGGCCAGAUCUCUCACAAAAGGCAUAAAACAGAUUCCUUUGUUGGACUUAUGGGCAAAAGAUCUUUAAAUUCUGGGAGGCUGGAGGGGGAAAUGGUAAGAAGUCUUUUCUGCUCCACCAGAGGAGAAGAUGGGUCCUAAGGACUGUGUAAUCAAAGCAAGAUCAGGAAUAGGUCCUCUGAAGGGAGCAUAGCACAGAAUUACGAACGAAGGCGUAAAUGAGACGUUCCCGUGUGUUAUUUAUUAAACUUCAUUUGUUCUAAUGGCCAAUGCAGUGUAAUAUAAACUAACCACUGUAUGAAAUAAUUAUUUAUUUAAUAACUGAAGGGGUUUGGUUUUUUUCGAGUUGUACAUUCAAUAAAAGUAUUAUUUUUCAUAUUGUGGCAGUGACACGUGUUGUGUAGGUGUGUUGUGGUUCUGAAAGGACCAGCAACCCUGGUGAUGUCUCACAACAAAGCACAUGUUUGAUAUGACCUGUAGAGUUAUGUUUACUAAACAAGCAAGUAUUCUUUUGUUCACUGAAAGCAAGUCUAUCAGCUUCACAGCUAGUGCAGAACAGAACUGAUGUUCAGUCUAGUGCCUCAAUUUGUUUUCAUGGUUUAUUAUGUACUGUAAUUUCUGUAUCAAAAAAUAUAUUUGUAUCAUUGCAGCAUGUUUUAUGUUCUGUGGUUAUGUAUCAAUAUGUUUUGAAAAGAGGGAUGGGUAAUGUUUGAAUGGGAAUCCAAGGUCUUCAUUUCAUAGUUUGGAAUUUUAUGAUAGUAACAUUUUAAAUAAAAACUACUCUGGGGCUUUUGCAACAUA